CGAGCGUUGCGAGUCGGGUGUGGAAUGUUUACCAAAUAUUUUUGACGCAAAAUAUUGUCGGAGUUAUAAGACGAAAAGCUUUAAAAAUUUUGGUGUAUUUUAUUAAAAACUGCUCUUUCGUACAUGAAGGCGACAAAAUAAUCUCUCGUGGACAUUUUGUAGUGAUUUUGAGAGAGAUUUUCGUGUGAAUUCGUUAAUAAUUUUUGCUUCGAAAAUCAUGGCCGAUAAAAGUCGUAUUCUAAAAUGGAUGUUGUUCGCUUUUACUGUAGUGUUUUGGGUGAGUUUGCUGUGUUAAUUGUGCUUUAAAAAUAAUUCUGUGAAGUGUCUGUUUUAUUUAGUUUUGUACUUGGAUUCUGUAUGUAGAAAAUGAGAAAAUUUGAUGGCUAAAACCUUGAAAAUAUACUGACAAUGUGUAUAUACAAUAUUUUUAGAUUUGAAUUUACACAUUUUUAAUAUCUACAUGUUAUAGAAAAGCUGUCUCAAAAAUGAAUUUCUGACAGUAUUUGAGAGUUUUCGAUAUAAACUACAAUAGCAACAUUAGUUUUAUGUUACAACAGAACAAUUUAUAUCGGUAAUACGCAGUUUUUAUUCAUAUUCAAAGAGAAUAUUAUCAAUAUAUCCUCAAUAUGUGAAAAGUGCUCUUAAAUAAAGUUACAAAUAUGUUUGUAAAUGUAACUCUGCCCUUACCAAUGUAACAAAUAAAGGGAUGUCACAAAAUAUCCAUCUUAUGUUACAGUGAAAAUAGAUUGUUAAACUUGGGUAUAGUAUAAAGCAACAUAAAGUUUUUUUGAGAGUUCGUUGUUACUGCAAUAUACAAAGAGUUGUUUGAUUAAAGUUAAGUUAUGCAGGAAUGUUGCUCAAUUAAAGCUUUUAAGAGGGUCCUGAAUUGACUCAAUGAUUUCUUUGCACCAUUGACUGGACAUCUAGGGAGAACAGUUUAGAACUGAUAUAGUUAUCUAGUAUAAAUAAAGUUAGUUUAGUUUAGGUUUCCUCCUGUAGUAACACUGGAUCAAUAAGAGAUGAUCCUUACUGAACCUCUAGGAAGAACAGUUUAUAACUGAUAGGGUUAUCCAGUAUAAAUAGAGUUAGUUUAGUUUAGUUUAGGUUUCCUCCUGUAGUAACACUGGAUCAAUAAGAGAUGAUUCUUACUGAACCUCUAGGAAGAACAGUUUAGAACUGAUAGAUUGCUAUCCAGUAUAAAUAAAAUUAGUUUAGUUUAUAAUGGAUAUCUAUGUAAAACAGUAUAGCACAAAUACAGUUGUCCAGUAUAAAUGAAGAUUAGUUCAGGGGCUGUUUCUAGCAUUUCUUCAUUUUUAUUUCAGACAAUUGGAGGCCUGAUGAUGGGUGUUGGGUUUUACUCAGUUACACAAAAGAAUGAAUAUACAGAGUUCACCAGUACAUCAACAGAUCCUGGUGCUCUGAUUGUUGCUGUUGGUUUCAUCAUAUUCUUUGUCUCGUUUGCUGGUACCAUUGGAGCACUUCGUGAAAACACCACUUUACUGAGAGUUGUAAGUCCACAACAAGAUCUUUCAGAAAUAUUCCAUAAAAGCAAUUAACAAGAAUUAAACUAAUUUUGAAAACAUUAUCAACCCUCGGAUUAUAGUAUGGUCUCUUUGAAAAUAUCAUAGAGUUGUAAGUCCACAACAAAAUCUUUCCCAAUUAAUGAAGCUCUUGCAUUUUUUGUGGACUAAGAGAUUGCUCUUUGAAAUUACUGUUGCUGGUGACUUCAUACCAACAAUUAUUUUUAUUAGUAUUUUUGUAUGAAUGUUUGCAUCUAUAGGCCAAUUUACAUAUUUUCCCCUAAAACUGUUGUGCACAACCUGCUUACAACUUGAGUUGUGUGUAAAUCAAGCACACAACUCACUUACGUUGUCCUAGGCAAGUUGUGUGCUUGAUUUAAACAGUACAACUCAAGUUGUAAGCAGGUUGCAUGCGACAGUUUUAGGCAAAAUUUGUGUAGUGUAUAUAUACAUAUAUAGUGCCGUAAUGAUUUACUAACCAGUAUAAAAAAUUAUCUUUACCUAUAACUCUGUUGUAUUUUAUUGUUUUAGUAUGAAGUGUUUAUUUUUAUUGUUGUCAUACUACAAUUCAUUGGUGGUAUCCUUGGUUUUGCAUUCUGGCCUGAGGUAUUGUGAGCUUUGGUAUUUCACUUUCUGCAUAUUUGAUAGAGAUGUGUGAUGCUACGCAGGCUGUGUCGCCUAUGUGUGAUAUGACAACUGUUCCAACCCUCCCUAUUUGAUCUCCUAGUAGCCAUAUGCCCCCUGGUCUCUGAUCUCUAAUUUGAAUCUGAACAGCCUGAUUUUUAGAAAGAUUUGUUUAUUAUUAAGAAAAUUAGUUUGAAAUGAAAAUGUCCUUGCUAAAAUGCAUGUAUGUCACCUUUUACCAGCAAACAAAAGUAGGUAAAAUGCCAACACAUUUGAAGAAAUGUCUAAUUGCUUGCUGGAGGCAAAAUACAAACUAAGGUUUCAAAAAAAUACCAUUGAAGUGACAACCCCUCACUCCCUCCCCUCAUUUUUAGGCUGAGUGUUUGAUCAUUUGAAUUUGAAAUCAUACUUUUCAUCUUUUGGGUGUAUUCCUGAUUUCAUCAUAAAUUUAUCAUCUACAGGUCAGGGAAAGUCUGGAUACCCAAGUGAAAAAAAUGAUUACAAAAUAUCCUUAUGACGUUGACUUGAAGAAUGCCAUUGAUCUUGUACAAGAGAGGGUAGGUGAACUAUGUGAAUAUUAAGAUCAGUGGCAACCAUAAACUAUCCAGUUUGCAUAAGGAGAUCAGUAACAAUUUUAUGUCCGGUUAGUGUUAUGGAGAUCAGUGGCAAAAGUUUAACUAUCCAGUUUGCAUAAAGAGAUGAGUGAUAAUGAAAUGUCCAGUUAAUGUUAUGGAGAUCAGUGGCACCAGUUAACUAUCCAGUUGGCAUAAGAGAUCAGUAAUUUCAAAGAAUUGUCCAGUUAUUGUUAUGAGAUCAGUGGCAGCACUUAACUAUCCAGUUGGCAUGAAGAGAUCAGUAACAACAAUGAAAAGUCCAGUUAGUAUUAUGGAGAUCAGUGGCACCAGUGAACUAUCCAGUUAUCAAUAACGAGAUCAAUAAUGAGAUGUCCAGUUAGUGUUAUGGAGAUCAGCUUAACUAGCAAAUUCCUCACUAUUUUGCAAAUUACUUCCUCGAAAAUUCCUUUGGUUUUGUUGCUAAUUGUAUCAUAUAAACAAAGAUGAAGGAAUUUGCAAAAUUCUACUUACAGUGCUUUCCCCCUGACACGUAAAUUGUAACAUUAUCUGGCAUAAGACGGAGUAAAAUAAUAAAGUAGGGCACAUUAAGGUACAGUGCAACUGGGUUAAUAUUGGAUUUGUUUUUCAGUUGGAAUGUUGUGGUAGUUCAAAUUAUCAUGAUUGGAACCUCAAUCGUUACUAUCGAUGUUAUGUCAACGAUCCCAAACCCAUUCAACAUUGCAGUGUGCCGUUCUCCUGUUGCCACAUCAAGGAGAAGGUUUGUAGUCUGUACGAUAUUAUACAAUUACCUUAUGGUUUCCGUGUUUGGAUGGCCUGAUCCAAACACAGGUUUCGACCAAUCAGAGCACACGUUAUAUACAUGUUAUUUUAUAUUCAAAUACACCUUUCAUGCAAUGUGAUCCGAGGAAGAACAGGGUAAGAUGUAACAUCACCAUGGAAUCAUUUCCUUCAUUCUCUACUUCUUGCUAGUUUUCUCAAAAUUUUUCAAUCUUUUUCUAGCAUAUAAAAAUAUUAAGUGAGUGACAAAAAAAUUUAAGAAAUGACAGCACAUCUCAUGACUUACUCUUUUCCCAUGAAAUGUUGUUAUGAUGUCACAAAUAUAAAAUAUUCAUCUUCAGUUUAUGAAUAUUGUAUUGGAUUUCGAGUUAUAUACGAGUUCUUUGGCGAAAUAUUUUUAAAAAUCUACGUGUCUAAGCGGAGAAAAUUAUAGCUAAAGUUGAUGUAAAUGAACGUGAUUUUUUAUCAUUUAUUAAACCACAGACACAGCAGUAAUUUCCUUCGUCUUUUCUCAUGAAUUAUUAAUACGUUUUUUGACAUAACUUAAACUGGAAUUUUUAUCUUGUAGCAAAGAAUAAAUUACCAAUGUGGAUACCAGAUGCGGUCCCCUGGCCGACAUGUAAGAAACAAUCCUUUGUUUACCCUAUUAGCCAUUCCGAAGUUGAUGAGUGGACUGGGGACGAGUGUUAAAAAGUGCCCAAAUUAAGAAAUGAACCAAAUCACUAAAAAGAUCACCUCAAAGUUAGUAAGUAUACAAAGUUUGAAGACGUUUACAUGAAUACCCUUCGAAUAAUAAGCUUUCGAAAAUCCGAUAUUUACUAUGAAAUGUACUGUGAUUUUUGUUUUUGGGACGCGCGUCCCAAAAACAAUCUUUUAAUCAGUAAUUUCAUAAUUUUCGAAAGGUUAUUAUUCGAAGGGUAUUCAUGUAAACGUCUUCAAACUUUGUGUACUUACUAAUUUUGAGGUGAUCUUUUUAGUGAUUUGGUUCAUUUCUUAAUUUGGGUACUUUUUAACACUCGUCCCCAGUCCACUCAUCAACUUCGGAAUGGCUAAUUGCAUUGUGCAAUUCAGUUUCUUGCAUAGAGUAGAUAUUCGUCUGUUUCUUUCAUUUAGCGAUUGGAUGCAAAUAAUUAUAUAUACACUCGUGGAUGUUUGGAUGUUUUAGAAAAUUACUUUAAAGACAAUCUUGUCCUGGUUGGAGCCGUUGCAAUUGCUUUUCUGUUGCCUGAGGUAAAAUUUUGUUGUCGGGUUGCUUUCAGUGUUUCGCCAUUAAGUCCGUAAUAUUACAUAUGGAAGCAAGAAAAUGAAACUACAUCUCUCUAUUUGCCUCAAAAUACAAGACUAUACUGCAUAUAAUGAAAAAAUAAUUAAACAGGGGUGGAAGAAAUAGGCGAGCACUGCUCGCAGGGAAUGUUAAGGCCAUGUUACACGGUGCAAUUUUUCUUGCAACUUGCAAUGCAAUGUAGACUCUUGAGAGAUGUCAAUUAGUGAAAUCAGUGAAGAAUUUUCGAUAUGUUGAGAAAACAUCAGCGGAGUGUAAUGAAGACUCGUAUUUGGUAAUUUUACAUCUCUCAAGAGUAGAAUUGCAUUGCAAGUUGCAAGAAAAAUUGCACCGUGUAACAUGGCCUUUAAACAGCUGCAGGAAAUUCGUUUGAAUGAAGAUUUGCUAUUGAAAAUUUGAAGGAAACCUUAACACCCAUGUUUCACUAUGGGCGCAACAACAUAUGGUUGACAGACGUAAUUAUUCGUUGAAUUUAAAACCAUGGUCAGCUAGAACACUAUAUGUUUAUGCACAUGCAGAUUUAGCACAAAAAUACUCCGUUGGUCUGCAGGAAAUUGUAUCCAGGUUGUGCUCCCAGGAAGAAAGUUCUUGAUUUUCUCACUCUGAUAACUGCAGGUUUACCACCAUCUGCUUCACGAUAGUGCUUAGUAAAACCAGCUAUUUAUGAAAAUAAGCAAGCUUUGGAUUCCUAGGGAUAUGUGAGUACGUGAGUAAUACAAGGUAGUUAUAUCCCUAUCAAUCCAAAACUUUCUUAUUACACUGACCAUUCAAAAUUGUACUUACGAAAAAACCUAACAAUAGUAAUUGUUUAAUAUCGUCUCCAGGUCCUUGGUAUUGUCCUAACCCACAUGUUUAUUAAUGACAUCAAAGAUCGUAUUGAAAAAAUGUACGAGGUUGAUGGCUUUGAAAAUCGUGCCCCAAGACCCGCUGGUCCUUCUCAGGCAACCGGAUAUUUGUAGUUCUACGUCGCAGGAGGUAUCUUUCAUACAAACUGUUUGUCUAGAUUAAUUUUAUUUGUAGAUGUUGUAGUAGUGGUAGAUUUGAAUUGCGCGUACUGGUAUAUAUUCUCUUAGUUUAAUCUAUAUAAUCGUACCUACACUAAAAAGAGUGCUGUUAAACUCUAGCAAUAUGUUAGUGUGUUUUCUUUGAGCAAAACGUACUCAGUGGACAUUAAUUCAGGAAAGCUUGACGUAACUUUGUAAAAUCUAAGUAGAAUGCAUGUAGGAAUUAGCAUUCUUUCUCUGUUUGAAUAUACUGCAUGUUACUUUAAUUUCAGAUGCUUACACUGUGAGUAUCACUUGUAUACUGUACAACUCUAGCGAUUCUUGGGUGUUUUACUUUGAGCAACAAGUACGUACUGCAUGAUAUUCGUUCUACAUAACCCAAGAACCAGACUGGAAACCAAUCGUUUUGUGGAAUAGGUGUAAUAUAUAUUUUGAAUGUUUAUACCAUCAUUUAGGACUAGGUAUAAUUUCCGUGUAUUCUAAUGCUAGUUUCAUAAUUUUAACGCGUAUCCUUAAUAAACAUCCACGCAAAUAGA
Messenger RNA from Paramuricea clavata, 6318 nucleotides. Lineage: Eukaryota; Metazoa; Cnidaria; Anthozoa; Malacalcyonacea; Plexauridae. The record is from the annotation of a GenBank genome assembly.